Messenger RNA from Melanotaenia boesemani (Boeseman's rainbowfish), 2961 nucleotides. RefSeq names its product CDC-like kinase 2a (gene clk2a). Bases 165 to 1742 code for a protein of 525 amino acids. The transcript is spliced from 13 exons. Gene Ontology annotation, biological process: protein phosphorylation; regulation of RNA splicing. Lineage: Eukaryota; Metazoa; Chordata; Actinopteri; Atheriniformes; Melanotaeniidae. Gene Ontology annotation, cellular component: nucleus. The record is from RefSeq and is a predicted model, not a curated record. Gene Ontology annotation, molecular function: ATP binding; protein tyrosine kinase activity.
GACCUUGCUGUGCUGGGUAGACGGGUUAAAAAAAAGGAAAAAGCGUUGGCUACGUGUUAGCAACUGAGCUUUGAAGAUCGAUCUAGUAAGAAGAUAUUGGAUAAACGUACAACGCCACCACGGAUUUUUUAUGGGACAAGCGUACAGGCCUCGCUGCUAAAACGAUGCCUCACACCAGACGAUACUCGUCUUCGGAAAGAGACAGCCGUAGCAGCUACCAUGACCGUUACAGAGACAGGGGGCGAAGACAUCGACACAGAAGAUCACCUACUAACUCUUCUAGUAGUGAGAGAGACCGUGACAGAAGAGGAUGGGGGCACAGACAGGAAGGAAGCUAUGCACGCUCACGGAGUCGCAGCUUUGACAAUCGCUCUACGGAACAUCGACCAUUUGAUCGAAGAUACUGCGAGGGAUACAGGCGGUUGGAUCAGAGCCGAGAUCGAGACCGGGACAGGGAACCACAUGGAGCAGCUGAAAGCUAUUAUCCACGAGACUUCUCCCCAAACAUGUAUGACUACCGACGUGGCCGUGAGAGAGAACGAGAACGGGACGAAUCUUACCGGCGGAAAGGCAGCAGGCGUAAGCACAAACGAAGGCGGCGUAGAACCAGGUCCUAUAGCCCAUCCACCUCGCGGAGCGACAGCCGGACGCGGGCACUGAGUGUGAGGGACGACGAGGAAGGGCACCUGAUCUGUCGGAGUGGGGACGUCCUGCAAGAGAGAUAUGAGAUUGUCAGCACUUUGGGUGAAGGAACCUUUGGGAGGGUGAUGCAGUGUAUUGACCAUCGCAGAGGUGGAGCCCGUGUUGCUUUGAAAAUUAUCAAGAAUGUGGAGAAAUACAAGGAAGCAGCUCGACUGGAGAUUAAUGUAUUGGAGAAGAUAAAUGAAAAGGACCCUGAUAAUAAAUUUUUGUGUGUACAGAUGUAUGACUGGUUUGACUACCACGGUCAUAUGUGUAUCUCCUUUGAGCUGCUCGCUUUGAGCACCUUCGACUUCCUGAAGGAAAACAACUACCUGCCCUACUCCAUUGGUCAGGUCAGGCACAUGGCCUACCAAAUCUGCCUUGCUGUGAAGUUUCUUCAUGACAAUAAGCUGACACACACAGACCUAAAACCAGAAAACAUUCUUUUUGUCAACUCGGAUUUCACAAUGUCAUACAAUGUAGAGAAGAAACGGGAAGAACGGACCGUUAAGAGCACAGCAGUGCGAGUGGUGGACUUUGGCAGUGCCACUUUUGACCAUGAACACCACAGCACCAUUGUAUCCACACGGCAUUAUCGUGCCCCUGAAGUGAUACUAGAGCUUGGCUGGAGUCACCCCUGUGAUGUGUGGAGUAUUGGCUGUAUACUGUUUGAGUACUACUUAGGCUUCACCCUGUUCCAGACCCAUGACAACAGGGAGCAUUUGGCCAUGAUGGAAAGAAUCCUGGGACCAGUGCCCUCUAGGAUGAUUCGUAAGACUAGGAAACAGAAGUAUUUUUAUCGUGGCCGUCUGGAUUGGGAUGAGAGUUCCUCUGCAGGAAAAUAUGUCAGAGAAAACUGCAAGCCCUUACGGCGUUAUUUGCUGUCAGAGGCAGAAGAGCACCACCAGCUAUUUGACCUUAUUGAAAGCAUGUUGGAGUAUGAGCCUUCUAAAAGGUUGGUGCUGGCUGAUUCUCUAAAGCAUCCUUUCUUCGAGAGUGGAGGCACUGGUGAAGCAGCAGGCAGCAAAAGCUGGGAGGGUAACCGGGACAUUAGCCGGUGACCCGCAAUCCAGCAAAGACUGAAUGAUGGAGAAGAUCAACUCCUUUUCAUGUGGAGCAGCUCAACUGUUGAAUAACUAGGACUUCAAAGGUUUUCUAUUAUUUGUCUUUAAAGCAUGGACAUUGACUUCCUGCUCCUCCACCCUCUGACACCGACCUCUGCAGCCACAAGAGACAUGCUUUUUCAACAGAGAGACCAAAAUAACCCACAAAAGAUGGGAGAAGAGUCAUGAUUUUUUUUUCCCGCCAAAAUGGUCACAGCUUAAUUACAAGCUGAAAAGUCUUAGAUGGAAAAUUGUUUAUACCUAGAGUAGCCCUCUAUGCAGCUCGUCUUCCUUUUGACUUCUCUACACUUUUCCUCCUUUCCGUCCGACUGCCCAUUAUUUUCAUCAGCAUGUGAUGAAAAUAAUGCCUCUCUUUAAAGAAACGUACACAAUUAUCAGAAUUAUCAGAAAGCAGUUUGGGAGAAGAAAUGUCUUCCAAUGCUGAAGUAAAGCGCAAAGGAAGACAGAGCAUUAUAUGCACCGCAAGUUUUCACCCACUUUUAAUUACAGAGAAAUCAGAGACAUUCUCUAAUAAAGUUGUCAUUAAAGUUGAAUAUCUCAUUUCAUUCUGACAAAAACUUUUAAAUUUUUGCUAAUGUGAUGUGAGGACUUGCGUUGCAUAUAUUUGUCUCAUGUAUAAAAGAAAUUUCUCCUUCGUAAAGACUCUGACUUGAUUUUGUGGUCGGUGGGUCACUCUUAUUGCCAGUGAGAUGAUGUGAUGGCCUCUCUGUAGCCUGACUUAUUGAUGAAUACGUUCGUUAUGUUAUGCAAUGUUUUCUAAAUGUGAGUGUGUGUUUGUGUGUGCGCACGUAGGGUUGCGAAUGGAUUGGGUGACUUUCAUGUUUCGUUCAUUAGUUCAGUUGAACAUUAGUUAUGGGAUCGAUCUCAUACUUCAUUUUUUUUUUUUUUACCCAAACUGCCUUUUCCAUGUUUGACAUCAGACCUGAAAUCUCCAUUUUGAGAGUAAGCACACAGCUCCUUUUGAUGAUAUUUAUUUUAAAUUCCAGUAGGUCAUAGUCUCCACUCCCCACCUGUACAACUGUUUUUUUUUUUUUUUGUAUGUAAUUAAAGCGUAUAAAAAUGUAUAUAUGUAUUAUUGUGUAGAAUAAAAGUCAUCUUACCAAAGGCUAAAGGGUGCUCUCAGUAGCAUUUUGGGCCUUUGGUAGUUAAAUGUAAA